CGCUCCCCCAAAUUCCCUUCACUUUGAAAGGCCUGACUCCAAAGACUUGUUUGCUAUUGGUUUCUCCCUGGGAGGGAAGACAGCUUAAGAGGAAGGCAGUGGUACUUUUGUUCAUGUUACACAUGAGCUAUGGCUUACCCACCAUUUGGAUUCCUACUCUACUGUUCGGAGGCGUUGAACUAGCAGCCUGGAGAACUUCAUCUUGGGUGAACACCUGAAAGUACUUGAGGAUUCAGAGUCUCACUCCUGUUCUUCAGCGUAACCACCCCCACGUCUGAGUUCUAAAAUCACUUGAUCCAACCGAAGAGCCUCCAGAAAGAACCCAAGGUGUAGAGAACCUGGGUGUUUGGCUUCCCCCUUGCCCGUCUGAGGGAAAACACUGACUCGGUCCUUGUCAAUUAAUUUGCUUUAUGAACCCAGUUGACCUGGCACGUAAACCGUCUUGGGCCCAUGUUUGCAUAUCUGCUCAGUUAGGCCAUUCGCUCGCCUCAUUCCUUCCUGAUUCGAACCUGAUCCUACUUACCUCCACCACUGGAAUGAAGCUGCCAGUGUUAAGUAGGAGAUAGAUGCUCCUCAGCCUCUGAAAUGAAGGAUAACAAUUCGAUAUCAUGUUGGUUGAAACUCUGGUGUCCUUUUCAGUUCUUGGAGCAGAAAUAUGGCUAUUACCACUGCAAGGACUGCAACAUCCGCUGGGAGAGUGCCUAUGUGUGGUGUGUGCAGGGCACCAACAAGGUUUACUUUAAGCAGUUCUGCAGGACUUGUCAGAAGUCGUACAACCCUUACCGAGUGGAGGCCAUCACCUGUCAAAGUUGUAAACAGACUAGAUGCUCCUGCUCCAUAAAACUUCGCCACAUUGACCCUAAACGGCCCCACCGACAAGAUUUGUGUGGGAGAUGCAAAGGCAAGCGCCUAUCCUGUGACAGCACGUUCAGCUUCAAAUAUAUCAUUUAAAUGAAUGUAAAACCCAGUCCUGCCGACCGUGUGCUAGUGGAGCAGACAAGUGAGCUGCGUGUGCCCCUUCUCCUUUUUGCCUCCUCCUCGUGCAAGGCUGUGUUUCUUGACAAAACCUUUAAAUAAAAGAAUUGCAAAACAA
Messenger RNA from Myotis lucifugus (little brown bat), 1093 nucleotides. It is a transcript of the gene ZAR1, whose product is annotated as zygote arrest 1. Gene Ontology annotation, molecular function: mRNA base-pairing post-transcriptional repressor activity. Gene Ontology annotation, biological process: translation. The transcript is spliced from 3 exons. NCBI's taxonomy places the organism in Eukaryota, Metazoa, Chordata, Mammalia, Chiroptera, Vespertilionidae. Gene Ontology annotation, cellular component: cytoplasm. Bases 586 to 951 code for a protein of 121 amino acids. The record is from RefSeq and is a predicted model, not a curated record.